Trypanosoma theileri is the source of this 1071-nucleotide messenger RNA. RefSeq names its product putative protein kinase. The transcript has a single exon. Gene Ontology annotation, biological process: protein phosphorylation; MAPK cascade. Gene Ontology annotation, molecular function: ATP binding; MAP kinase kinase activity. Lineage: Eukaryota; Euglenozoa; Kinetoplastea; Trypanosomatida; Trypanosomatidae. Bases 1 to 1071 code for a protein of 356 amino acids. The record is from RefSeq and is a predicted model, not a curated record.
AUGCCACCCAAACUUAAACCGCUUCCACACAAGCCUAAUAUUUUACCACCACCUAUGAGUAAUGAUGAUGAUAUUAGAUUAGGCAAUAUUCGUGUGGAUCAAAACGGUGUGGUGUUCACCGGUGGAGGGGAUUUACACGUUCUUCGGCAGGAUCUCUCACUGGACUCACUGAAAGAAGUUCAGUGUCUUGGGAAGGGCACGCAGGGAAAUGUAAGUAAGUAUAUCAACACAAAGGAUAAUGCGGUGUAUGCGGUGAAGCGGCUUUAUAUUCCAAGUACAUCCGAUAGGACAAAUAAACAAACCGUGGCAGGGGAGUUGCGUAAUAUUAUUUGUAAAGAGGCAAAUGCAUAUACAGUGGAAUUAUAUAAUGCCUUCUAUCGUGAGGGAACACUUUGGCUUGUUAUGGAAUAUAUGGAUUGGGGAAAUUUAGAAGAACUUAUUAAUAUAUCUCCCGUUAUUCCAGAAGCUGCAAGUGCCUAUAUUGCCUCACAGAUUUUACAUGCUUUGAAAAUUUUACACACCAAAUCUAAUCAUCAUACAGAAGGUGAUCAAAAAAGUAGACGUCAAAUUCAUCGUGAUAUUAAACCAGCAAAUGUGAUGCUUUCUUUUGAUGGAACUGUAAAGUUAACAGAUUUUGGAAUUGCCACUAGUGCAGAAACUAUUGGUGUAAAUUCUUUUAUAGGGACUGCUACUUAUAUGAGUCCAGAGCGUAUUCAAGGACGAACGUAUAGUACUCCAAGCGAUAUAUGGAGUGUAGGGGUUUUAAUUGCCCAACUACUACUGGGACGAUUUCCCUUUCCUUCGGCUGAAAAGGGAUUUAUGGCACUUCUGCGAGAAGUGACGGAGUGUGAGUCACUCCCAAUAAUGUCGGAGUCCUCCUGUUCGCAGGCGGCGGAGGAUUUUAUUAAUCAUUGUCUUCGUCAGAAACCAGAGGAGCGCAGUACGGCGGCGGAGUUGUUGGAGCAUGAGUGGAUUGUUCAUAAUGCUUCAAAGGGAAAGGCGAUUCUGACGGAAUUACUGAAUGAGUUGGGAGAACGUCUCCCUCCUAAUUCUCCAAGUCCGUGUAGAUAA